ACGUUCGCACGGGAGGCCCGGUUGGUGUGGUGCUCGGUCACUGACUGGUUUCCUCCUGCAAUCGGCGAACCCAAAUUGGGAGCGUACUUCGUUUGCGCAAAGGCAAUGGCUCCUACUAGCAGAACCUACUACGCCUUUCGCACGAUUCGGCGAUGCGUGGAGUGGAUUGCCGAACAGGAAUCAGCCAUAGAUCAGCGCCAGGAGAUCUGUCAUACUCUCUCUCGGUCAGCAAUCUUGCAUGGCGGUCGGCCAUUGCGAGCCGCUGUCCGUUUGAACCCUUACACAGACUACCAAAGCCGAGAAGGACUCCGCCAAACUGAUCAGGCACCGGAACACCUUCUGGCCGCCGCAGCGCGUGUCGGUUCCACCUCACUUGUGCAGAGACUGUUGGACCAGGGUGCUGAUGUCAACGGAGAGAGUGACCUCUUUGGAACGCCGUUGGUGAACGCCGCUCGGGGCGGGCAUUUGCUCUUGGUCCGUCUUCUACUUGAAAAGGGCGCAGAUAGCGAUUGUGCAUCUCUGGAGUUGACAGAACAGGAGAUUGGGGAUGAGUUAUUCCUCGACGACUUCCCCGGUAGACUUAAUAGUAUGUCUCCAAUUAAAGAAGAGCGAGCUCCGUUCAGCCCACUCAGUGCAGCGGCAUUUGCAGGCCACAUGGAAAUUGUGCAGUUGCUUCUUUCGCCGCAAUUGCGCCUUUCUCGGUCGUCAUGCUACUUUUUUCAGGCCCUAUCCCUUGCUGCCGAGGGUGGUCAUUCGAGCAUCCUACAAAUACUCCUGGCCUCGGCCGACCUUGACGCCGUAGAUCAUCGACUGUCCCGGCAGGUCAAGAUUGACGCUUUAAAGCGCGCUGCCAGUGAAGGUCAGGUCGAUUGCAUGGAACUGCUGCUAGACGCGGGAGCUCCCAUCACGCGAAUGACCUUCAGCACCCUCACCGAGUCUACCCUAACCUGUGCUGCAACGAGAGGCCAAAACGGAGCGAUCAAGCUUCUCCUGGACCGGGGUGCACACGUUGAUGAGAUGGGUACGCACCGAGACACUCCCCUUUCGCGGGCAGUAGAGCUAGGGUUUCCGCGUACCGUAGCCCUUCUUCUCUCUCAUGGGGUGGACCCAAAUGUCCACGCGGUAGAGGCUUUCUGCAGGUGUGAUAUCUGGUGCUGUAUGAAGGCACUGCUUGACGGGGGGUUUCAUAAAGUUUGCCCAUGGGCAUCGAAAACAGCUCUUUCGCGUACCGAGCAGGAGGGCGCUGAGGAUCUUGUGGCUUUAUUGCAGGAGUAUGGGGUUACUACUGAUGGUCUUGAAGGCUUGAAACCACCGUGACCUUACCACGUUGGCACGUUGUAUUUACUGCUAAAUUCGUACAUUAUUACCGUUCUUGGCUGUGCAGACAGGAUUAGUCAGCG
Molecule: messenger RNA, 1400 nt
Organism: Aspergillus versicolor CBS 583.65
Lineage: Eukaryota; Fungi; Ascomycota; Eurotiomycetes; Eurotiales; Aspergillaceae
Product: ankyrin repeat domain-containing protein
Exons: 1
Coding region: 106-1317 (403 amino acids)
Molecular function (GO): protein binding
Source: RefSeq, a predicted model, not a curated record